Molecule: messenger RNA, 3872 nt
Organism: Paramacrobiotus metropolitanus
Lineage: Eukaryota; Metazoa; Tardigrada; Eutardigrada; Parachela; Macrobiotidae
Exons: 10
Coding region: 168-2618 (816 amino acids)
Molecular function (GO): ubiquitin-protein transferase activity
Source: RefSeq, a predicted model, not a curated record
AUGAAAAUGAAAAUGCUGCAAGUAUCACCGGAUCCACAACUACAGCCCAGCACGCUGCUAUCAGCCCGCAAGGAAGCGGAGCACAAAUUGUUCAGCCGCCAGUUCCUGGAAGCAGAGCUCAGGUUUUCACAGGAAAUGCGGGGCAGGGUCAAUAUCAAGCCUUUAAUAUGGAACCUUACGGCUUGGGAAGUAGUUCAGUACAGCCAUUGCGAAACUUCCAGCAGCGUGAGUUGCCAUGGAGUACAUUUGGCGGUGGACAGCCAGGCAUUCCAAGAGCACCGGCACGUGGAUCUGUACCACCUGGAUUUUCAAGCAAUUCGAAUGUAGGAAUUUCAUCUUUGCCGGUCGGCAGUGGCCGGGGCGGCCGGCGAGGCCGUGGUGGGCAGCAGUAUGCAGUCAAACGACCCAGAACGGAGGAAUUUCGCUCAAUGACCAGUUCAAACCAAUUCGGACAGCCAGUGAAUCAGAGGCCAGUAGUACACCGUAAAUAUCCCAUGGAGAUUUACUUUUUUCGUAGCGCCGAAGGAAAUCAGAUUCCGUCCCAGCGAGUGGGUGAUGUUAUUUACAGCGAAUAUCAGAUGGAACUAGAUUUCAUGCGGAAAGCGGGACUAAUUCGGCAAGUUGAGUUUGACGUACUGGAAGGACGUCACAUCUAUACAAAAAUUUCCGAAGCAUUUGGCGAUUGUCUUGGCAACCAGGAAUGGACGUUGUUGAGCCGACUUGAUGAGCCGGGAAAGCUAAAGAGUCCGUUUAUUUGGCCAACAGAUUUGGAUGUUUUAUCUCCAUCUUGGGCGGAUCAAGACUUAUACACCGAGAGGGCCCUAAACCAAGCGCGAAGACGCAUGUAUAUCGCUCUAGCUCAUGGUACACUGAAUAUCCCGCGGGAAAUUUUUGAGGAAUUUGCUGCGGAUCAAGGAAGAACUGUGGAAGAACUGGAUUUACGAAACGUUCCAACUGGUAUCACAAAUUCCCGAUCCCCUUUUGGUCUGCGAGAAACAUCCCGUGCUUCUACAUCCGCCUUGGGGAGUGCCUCCCGUGCUUCUACAUCCGCCUUGGGGAGUGCCGGCCGUGCUUCUACAUUCGGCUUCGGGAGUGCAUCCAGUGCAUCAUCCGGCUUCGGGAGUGCAUCCAGUGCAUCAUCAGGCUUCGGAAGUGCCUUCGUUGCUUCUACAUACGGCUUUGGAAGCGUGUCCGCAUCAAGGAAUUCCUUUCGGGGACGGUUAGACGAUACUUCUCCGUCUCCACCGUCUUCACCGGAUUUGCCUCGCCGUCGUCGCGGUCGAUUAAUGUUCAACGAUAGUGCUUCUGGUCGUCAAUUAAGCAAUAACGUCAUCGUACUUGGUGACUCGGAUAACAGCGAAGCUGAAGAGGAGAAGAAGAACGCUGUCGCGGCCAGUAGUGCCGCAGUUACAGAACAGAUUAUUGAAGUCGCUGAAUUUCCUGAAGUUGAUCCAGGCGCAAGUGAAAUAUCGAUUGAAAGCAUGAGAUCUCGGCUGUGCUUAAAAGUUACCGGUCAGCGACCAAUGGUCAAAUCCGACAUCGUAUUUGUUUGGAUUAAAAGAAGCAGCAACGUACAAAAUUUUAUCGACUUUUACUAUGCGCGUGCUGAUGGUUUGGCUUAUGGCGGAAGAAUGGAAGUGGAAAUGGAUGAUGCGUCGGAUUGGGACGGGCCUUUCAAAGAAUGUAUCACGGAGCUUUUGGAAGGGUUCCGCUCGUACAAGAUUCCGGAUGUUGAUAUUGAUUUAUUCGAAGUGACUGAUGGGAUUACUUUGAUAACCGGAAAAGCGAUUACAACAGAAGGAGGUAUCUCGGCUUUGCGGGCAUUUGGAUUUCUUCUGCGUGAAGCAAUACUUCAUGGGAGUCCGUUCCCUCAGUGGUUUAAUAAUUCCGCUUUCCGGUACGUUCUGAACUUGCCAGUAGAAGUGAAUGACAUUUUCCGCUUCAACGUUGGAACCGGCGAUACCAUCAAGGACAUCCUAUCGGGCACGGGGCCGAUCGUCUGGGCAAAUGAAACAUCCUUGCAGACUUGGGCAGAGAAUCAUCCAGCUUUCCCGACUGUUGCGUUGGUGCAACAAGGACGCCAGAAAUUGUGUCGACACAUCGCCGAGUAUGAACUGUGCGGGAAGCGAGCCUCUAAUUUGAAAUAUCUAAGUGAAGGUUUGCUGGCCGGAACGAUGGGAAAGGAGCUGAGAGAAAUACGUGCUCAAUGGAAAUUCUUCGAGAAAAGCCUUUAUCGAGAAUUCGAAGAAGUAGACGAUUUGCUGGAAGAGUUUCUGCCGUACAAUGAACAUGCCGAAGAUAUUAGCGAUGAAUUGAUGGCUGAGCAGCUGCAGAUUGUGAACUGGUUUGAUGAAAUUGUCAAACACGACCUGAGCCACCAUGAACGACGACAACUGCUCCGUUUUGUUACUUCCGGGUACCGCAUUCCGGCCACUCCGAAAAUCGCAAUUGUUUUUUCCGUUGGACGAGAAGAAGAACGUCGCCCUCAGGCAUCUACGUGCAGCCAUAAGCUUAUGCUGCCCGUCGGAUGCGAGUCCAAGGACAAACUGCGGCUGCACCUUCGCGAGUGCAUUUUAUCUGUGGACAGCGAGAUGGCGGGAUUUUUCCAGAUAAAAUGAACAACGUGGAUUGUUAAGCGGUAGCUGGGCAGUCGUGUGGAGUGAGAAAUAACGGAUUUGUUUUCGUUCCUGAUUUGGGUGGAAUAAUCAACUAAAUUUGGAUCCGACUUGAAUGGAUUACGGAAUAUUGGACUUCAUUUAGUUUUGCAACAUGCUGUUAAUGGCUUUAAUAACCGUUAAGUGGAAAUCUGUUUGGUUUUAAAGGAAAUUCUCCAGCACAAUUUGCUGGCCGCAUAGCAUAUGAAUAGCCGCAUGGCAUUUGAGUACUAGUUCCUUCGGCAACGGGAAUGUUUUUUAUGUUCCAGCGUAAUUAAUUUCAAUAAUUUGUUAUCCGUGUUUCAUGUUAUGAUGGAGAAACUGAACUGAUUUUGAUUAAACGCGAUGUUCGUCAGCCGAAAAAUCUGUUACCGGCUACUCGGAGCCAACUGCAAUAUUUCCCACACGAGACUUUCAAACUUUUAACCGGUACCUAUACUUAAAUAACAUCUAUUAUCACUCAAGUCUUAAGCGCGCAGCCCACCUGGAUCAUGAUCUGUUCGGCUCAUAUUAAAACCAUCUAACAAAUAAAAUUGACAGAAUUAGGUAUGUAAAACACAAUUGUAGUAAAGAAAUCAUUAUGACAACGGAAUCAAAUGCAUCAAGAAAACUUCCUCGAACUGAACACUUCGAUAACUGCGGUAAUCGGAAAUAGCAAUCCAUUCCACACGGUGCCCAGUUAAUGACCGACCUUCCCCGCACCUGGCUGCAGUUCCAUAGCACGUCUCAAUUCAUCAAAAAUAACUAAUACAAGUGCACCACCAACGCCACGGAACAUGUUGGACAGGGCGCCCAUAAAGAAUGUCGGGAAACCUUAAUUUUUGGCAAUUUUCAUCAUGGCGUCCAGUGAAUUCUUGUAGAGAAUUUCGUUGCCUGCCGACUGCAUCAUCACGCGUCGUCGCACGGUAUCCCACGGAUACCUAAAGCACAAACAAAAUUCAGAAAACGUACUAAUAACGGAGCUGAGUUAGAAUUAUGCCAUAAAUUCGGCAAACGCCGUGACGGUGAGGGCGAUCUUAAAGUUAAGCAUGAUGGGCACUCUGCCUUCUUUGAAGUAAAUUUUAAAUGUGUCAGAUACACCAAAAUAUGCAGCUCGAUAAAUAAAUAUUCCCUGGACGGAAACGUUGAAGCUGCGAUACAAGGCGCGAAUGCCAUCGGUUUGGUAGGUUUUUCUCAUACAGUUUCAUAAACCAGUGAACUUACGAGUCCCCGCGUUCU